This is a messenger RNA of Prosopis cineraria, 1141 nucleotides long. Its product is annotated as protein STRICTOSIDINE SYNTHASE-LIKE 11-like. The record is from RefSeq and is a predicted model, not a curated record. The transcript is spliced from 3 exons. NCBI's taxonomy places the organism in Eukaryota, Viridiplantae, Streptophyta, Magnoliopsida, Fabales, Fabaceae. Gene Ontology annotation, biological process: biosynthetic process. Gene Ontology annotation, molecular function: strictosidine synthase activity. Bases 6 to 1001 code for a protein of 331 amino acids.
CAAUAAUGUGGAAUAUAGCUAUCCUCGUUUUCACAGUCCUCCUUUGUUCUCCAUCUAUUGCUUCCUCCAACAGAAUAAUCAGCAGGCUCCUUCUGCCAUCACCAGUCACAGGUCCUGAAUCUCUAGCAUUUGAUCCAGCCGAUGAUGGACCUUACACUGGUGGUUCUGAUGGAAGAAUCUUCAAAUAUGUAGGACCGAGUGAUGGUUUUGUCGAAUUUGCUUUCUCCUCGCCAGACAGGAACAAGACUAUCUGUGAUGGGAUUUCUGACUUUUCAGAAAUUCAAAAAACAUGUGGGAGGCCAUUGGGAUUGGCUUUCAAUUACCAGACAGGCGAACUAUAUAUAGCAGAUGCUUAUCUUGGACUCUUGAAAGUGAAUUCCGAUGGAGGGUCUCCCACCCAAGUUGUUUCGUGUGUAGAAGGUAAAUCGUUUCGAUUUCUAGCAGGCUUGGAUAUAGACCCUCAAUCUGGAGUUGUUUAUUUCACGGAAGCUAGCUCUACUUACCAGAUCAGAGAUCUAAAGACACUACUUGGAAAUGGAGAUAAUUCAGGAAGCCUGAUCAAAUUCGACCCAAGCACAAUGGAAACCAGUGUGUUGCUGAGAGAUCUUGCAGUGCCAUCAGGGGUGGCUGUAAGCAAAGACGGUUCAUAUGUGCUAGUGAGCGAGUUCAUGGCCAACAGAGUCCUGAGAUUCUGGCUGAAAGGUGACAAACAAAACACACCAGAAAUAUUCUUACAGCUUCCUGGAAGACCAGAUAAUAUCAAGAGGAACUCAGCCGGGGAGUUCUGGGUGGCGAUGAAUAACCCCAUCGGAUCACCACCGCCAUCAAGGUCGCCAGUUCUGCCUCUGGCAGUAAGAGUGGAUGGGAAUGGUUAUGUUUUGCAGGAAGUGGCUCUGGUUGAGGAGUAUGGUACUGCAAUGGUGAGUGAAGUUCAGGAGUUUAAUGGGAAGCUGUAUGCUGCUUCACUUGAUGUUUCCUAUGCCAAUGUUUUCAUGCCAUAGAGACUCAAGCUUCAGAAUAAAGCUCAGCUACGUUGGUGUGGUCGGGAAUAAUGCUAAUACAGCUAGAUUAACUUGAUGUUUCCUAUGCCAGUGUUUUAAUUAUUAGUGAGAUUUAUAAUAUUUAUUUACUUCUUUGAUCA